AUGGUUGGGCAAGCGUUGACCUCCGUUGCUAUCAUUGGUGGUGGCCCUGGAGGAUUAGGGACUGCCAUUGCCCUUUGCCAGCUACCAUUCCUCCGGGUGACUCUUUACGAGAAAACCCCAGAACCAAGAGAGGCUGGUGCUGGUAUUAGUCUGAGCACAAAUGCAUGGAAAGUUCUGGAUCUGCUAGGGGCGAGUGAUGGAGUGAAAGGAGGCUCAAAGUCAAACACACACCAGAGUAUUAUCAAGCAUCCAGAAAAUUCCGAUGCGCAAUCUCGCGGAGCAAUUCGCGCUCGCCGGACCCGGCUACAGUCAGCGCUUUUGGCCAAGGUACCCGAGGGUAUCAUUCAGUAUAGCAAAAAGCUUCUUUUUAUGGAAGAUUUGACGAUUAAUGGUACUCGGUUGGUGUUUGAGGAUCAAACCGAGGCAAUCGCAGACAUUGUAGUCGGGGCAGACGGGCUCCAUUCCAUUAUUCGAAAGACAUUAUUCGCAGACCAUGAGCUUCAUUUCACUGGUAAUAGUGCCUUUCGCGUCCUGGUUUCUAAAUCAAGCCUGGCCCAUAUUCCAGAAAUCACAUCGACAACGUCGUGGUGGUGGGGCAAAGAUGGCCAUGUGUAUCUCUCAGAUGUGGACGAAGAGGGAGAUACUGAUGAUCCACUGUUUGAGAUUACUGUGAGAUCUUAUUGCGAGCCCCAUAGCCCAGGCAAAACUGUGUUUUGGGGUAUUCCAGCCACGAAUGAAAAAGUGGGAUCUCGUGAAUACGACCAGAGAUUGAGAGAUGCCGUUAGUGCAGUUCCGGAAGGUGAAUGGAAAGAAUUCGCCACAUUUGCAGGUCCGCGCUUAGAGAGGCUUACGGGCUGGAAGAAGGUUGCACUUAUUGGAGAUGCCAGUCAUCCUCUAUCGGGUGCAUUUGGUUCUGGCGCAACCUUUGCCAUGGAAGAUGGCUGGAUUCUUGCCCGAGCACUUGAGCUGACGCAGAAUGCUGUAUAUCCGGUAGAAGAAGCCCUCGAGAUAUUCGACCAUAUUCGGUCCCCUUACUACUCUAAGAUGUGA
Messenger RNA from Penicillium salamii, 1050 nucleotides. The record is from the annotation of a GenBank genome assembly. NCBI's taxonomy places the organism in Eukaryota, Fungi, Ascomycota, Eurotiomycetes, Eurotiales, Aspergillaceae.